Colletotrichum spaethianum is the source of this 1527-nucleotide messenger RNA. RefSeq names its product cytochrome P450 monooxygenase ATR2. The record is from RefSeq and is a predicted model, not a curated record. The transcript is spliced from 5 exons. NCBI's taxonomy places the organism in Eukaryota, Fungi, Ascomycota, Sordariomycetes, Glomerellales, Glomerellaceae. Gene Ontology annotation, molecular function: iron ion binding; monooxygenase activity; heme binding. Bases 1 to 1527 code for a protein of 508 amino acids.
AUGUCCUCCAUGCCAAUGGAACUUAACCUGCCUCGGGUGGUGCCCGGGGGCAAACACAUCAGCUAUUAUGUCGCCAUUAGCACGAUACUAGUAGUAGCCUGGCUAUUUCAGUCCAGGAAGAAGAAGCUGCCCAAUAUGCCUUUUUACAAAGCCGCCAAGACGAAGUGGAUGUUUGACGCAGAGACACUGAUUCGUGACAGCUAUAGCAAGUUCCGCGACACCGUGUAUCAAAUCAAGGCCACGGAGGGUUUGCAAGUACUGGUACCUGCGAGACUGAUCGGGGAGCUCAGAAGCCUGCCGGAAGAGGUCCUCAGCGCAACGGAGGCUGUAGAUGAGGCUAUGUUGAGCAGAUACACAAACUUCACUCUGGGCAAUCACGCCGACUUGCUAUCAACACUCGUGAGGUGCAAGCUUUCACAGAACCUAGCGCGGCUUGUGCCCCAACUCAAGGGCGAGCUCGAAUAUGUCGUGGCUACAGAGUUUCCCGAGUGCAAGGACUGGACGCCGGUGAAGUUCCAACCUUUCGCGCUGCGAGCCAUCGCACGGAUCAGUGGACGAGCUUUCGUUGGUGCCGAUAUCAACCGACAGGAGCAGUGGAUGGACAUCAGCAUUAACUUCGCAAUCCACGUCUUCGUCGCUGUUGUGAAGAUGCAGCUCUUUCCCGAAUGGGCUCGGCCCAUUGCGCAGUACGGGGUAUCGGAAUUGCGACAGAUUCGCAAAGACGUUGACAAGGCUAGCGCGAUGCUGAAGCCAAUCAUCGAAGAGAGGCUGCGGGACUUGGAGAUGCCGGGCUUCGAAAAGUCGCCAGAUGACUUGAUCCAGUGGCUCGUCGAGGCCCUACCGGAAGACGAGAAAAUGGACAUCAGGUCCCAGGCACACUUGCAGCUCAUCCUGGCGGCUGCUUCAAUUCACACGACCAACAAUCUGGUUACCGACUGCAUUUACGAUCUCGCAGCUCACCCAGAGGUGCAGGACAUGCUGCGGGAAGAGGCGCACCAAGUCCUCGAGGUUGAGCACGGCUGGGCAAGGAAGGAGAGCAUGGCCAAGCUGAAGAAGUUGGACAGUUUCAUGAAGGAGACCCAGCGCCUCGCCGGAAACAUCACAUCCUUCAUCCGCAAGGUUGUCAAGCCGAUUGACCUCUCUGACGGCACUCACCUGCCUUCAGGCACUAAGGUGCUAGCUCCCCAGGCUGGCAUCUCGCACGACGAGAGAUACUUUGAGGAUCCCGAUACGUUCGACGCGCUGCGCUUUUACAGACUACGGCACAAGUCUGACGAAGACGCCAACCGGUGGCAGUUUACAAGCAUUAGUGAUACCAACAUGAACUUUGGCGCCGGCAAGCAUGCCUGCCCAGGCCGAUUUUUCGCAGGGAACGAAAUCAAACUGGUCUUGGCAUAUUUCCUGCUCAACUACGACAUCAAGCUUAAGGAUGGGGAGACGCGGCCGAAGCCAACGGUCAUGGUGAUGAGCAAGUCGCCCGACCCGAACGCGGAGGUCUUGUUCCGGCGGCGAACGGCGGCGCCGUGA